UAUACGACCACAGCUGUACAGCUAUAGAGAGCAGGAGCUUCUCUCUUGUCGCUUUCAAGAAGACUCCGAAAAUAUCCGAUCGCUGGGUUGCCAAGUUACCUAAAAAGACGACCGAAACCCUGCUCGAAUGCGUCUUUUGUAAUCUUGCUCUCAUCCGCAGCUACCUAUGGAUGGCCUGGAGUUGCCAAUUGUCAGGCCCACAACCGAUCGACUUGGCGAAACUCUCGGCAUGCCUGCAGCCAAAUCUCCUGUCGACAGACGGAGGGGUCCGACCAAGUUUACGGUCAAUAUACCAGAAUCGUAUCCCUCGCAGGCAGUUCAGACACAACAGCGGGCCCAGAACGUCCAGGGUAAACCGUCAAGAUGGAACACUCUCGAAUUCAAGAUCUAUGGCGUGAUUUUCGCGAUCGUAGUCCCCAUCAUGAUAUGGGUGCCCAUCCGGCUCAGUCAGCCCUCGCACCCAAACUUUCCCUUUUACCGGAACCGUCUAUCUCAAGGUUGGCUCUUUGGACGUCAAAUCGACAUCUCGGACCCACAAUACCGGUCGUUCAGAGGCAACAUUCCGUCGCUCUUAGGUCUAGCACUGGCUCAUUUGGGAUCAUCACGGAUCUUCUUCAACCUCGUCAGGCCUGCGUACCCGAAUGUAUCUCCGACGACGUUCCUCUGUAUCUUCAACGUCAUCCUCAUAGCAGUUUUGCAUGGGACGAAUGCCAUUAAGGUCUUGGUCAUCAUCUUUGGGAAUUACGCUGUUGCCAGAUGGGCGACCUCGUCUGCGGGGAUGACUGGCGGGCAGGGCAAGAUCGGUAUCGCUGCUAUCUGGGCGUAUAAUAUUGCCGUAAUCUUCGCAAACGACUAUUUCGAGGGAUAUCGGUUUGGCGCCGUGUCAAGCGCCCUGGAGUUUAUGGACAGGUAUCCGGGACUGUUGCCUAGAUGGCACGUUCAUUUCAACAUGACGAUGUUGAGACUCAUCUCGUUCGGAAUGGACCGAUAUUGGGCUACUACAGCUUCGCUGCCGGAGGAUACUAGUCAGAUGAAGACUACAGAUGCGACCAAGAUUUCACCGUCAACACACAAGGAGCGUGUGCGGACGAGCCUUCCUCAAAACGAGUACACGCUAAAAAACCUCGUCGCAUAUACCCUCUACCCGCCUCUCUACAUCGCCGGACCCAUCAUGACAUUCAACGACUUUAGCUGGCAGAUCCGGAAUCCAAUCCCGCCUACAACACGAAAUCUCCUAUCUUACGCCUUUCGAUUCUUAUCUUGUCUCCUCACGAUGGAGUUUGUCCUCCACUUUAUGUACGUCGUAGCGAUAAAGGAUACCGGAUCUUGGGGAGGGGACUCGCCGGCGGAGCUCAGCAUGGUCGGAUUUUGGAACUUGAUCGUCGUUUGGCUCAAACUUCUCAUCCCUUGGAGGUUCUUUCGAUUAUGGGCCUUGGCCGACGGGAUGGACCCACCUGAGAACAUGGUCCGCUGUAUGGCGAACAACUAUUCCUGCAAUGGAUUCUGGCGCAGUUGGCAUCGUAGCUACAACCUUUGGGUGGUUCGCUACAUCUACGUCCCUCUCGGAGGAGCAAAAAACGUCGUGCUAGCGACUCUCUUGGUAUUCACCUUCGUAGCCCUGUGGCACGAUUUGUCGUUCCGCCUCCUCACAUGGGGAUGGUUAGUGAGCUUGUUCAUCCUGCCAGAACUCGUAGCGAGCAAAAUGGUACCGGAAAGCAAAUAUUGCAAUACCAGUUGGUACCGACAUAUCGCUGCACUCGGAGCUGUCCUCAACGUGCUCAUGAUGAUGACGGCGAACCUUGUCGGAUUCGUUAUCGGUGUGGACGGAGUGCGAUAUCUCGCUCAACAGCUGAUUUCCUCUUCUGGCGGGCUUCAGUUCACUCUGUUCUCAUGUGCCUGCCUCUUUGUAGCGGUACAGGUCAUGUUCGAGUAUCGCGAGACCGAGAUACGGCAAGGGAUCCAGCGCCGUUGUUAGACAUAUCAGA
Molecule: messenger RNA, 1985 nt
Organism: Filobasidium floriforme
Lineage: Eukaryota; Fungi; Basidiomycota; Tremellomycetes; Filobasidiales; Filobasidiaceae
Product: MBOAT, membrane-bound O-acyltransferase family-domain-containing protein
Exons: 11
Coding region: 167-1975 (602 amino acids)
Biological process (GO): GPI anchor biosynthetic process
Cellular component (GO): endoplasmic reticulum
Source: RefSeq, a predicted model, not a curated record